AUGGAUUCUAGUGAACAUUUUCAAAAUUUAUCAACAUCUCAAGAGUUACCAAAGAAAAAAAUUACAAAUCCUUUGGAUAUGGCAACUAGUUCUGAUCCAACAUUAUUAUUACCGGAUUAUUCAAAGUUAUCUGACAGCAAAUUUAUACAAAUGUUAUUAAUAUCAAUGUCCAAUACUAUUAAUCAAGAUGCAAUUAUUGAAUUAUUGAAUCAGAAAGAAAUAUUGUUAUUUAUUCGUGAACAUACACAAUUGCUCAAUAAAUUCAAUUAUUCUGAAUUACAACAUGAACAAUGGUCUUACUAUUAUAAUCUUGGCAUAACUGAAGGUAUUUGGAAUGGACGAGUAUCGAAAAAAUUGGCCGAAGCUAAUUCAAUGUGUUACACAUAUGGUCGAUCCAAAAACUUAAUCAAACAACGUCUUGAAAAAUAUAGAGUACAAUGUGAUAAAAAUCAAGAGGCUAUUAAUGAACAUAUCAAACAAACACCUGCCAUUAUUGAUAUACAAAAUAUUACAACUAUGAUAAAUAAUUUAAUCAAUAAAGAUCAAUAUGAAUUACGACUUGAACUUGACCGAAGAAAAACAAUGCUCCGACUAGAUGCUGAAGAACACAAAAUUGUUGAAGAAUUCUAUCA
Molecule: messenger RNA, 632 nt
Organism: Rotaria sordida
Lineage: Eukaryota; Metazoa; Rotifera; Eurotatoria; Philodinida; Philodinidae
Source: the annotation of a GenBank genome assembly